AUGGCUUUUACUAUUAUUGAAAAAAAAUUACUGAAUGAAGUAAAAACUAUGAAUAUCCAAUCUCCGGACCCAACCUUAUCGAACCACGAACGACUCGAAAUUAACGAAACCAAAGAUCGACUCAUAGAUGAAAAAAUUCUUCGACUGCAAAUGUGCAUUGACUCUAUCGAGGCCUUAAAUAAGAAGUGGAUAGAGUGUGCCCAAAAAUCCAAAACGAAAAAAGAAGAUGAGGAAAAUUACGCACAAAUAGCUACGGGAGAACAAAAUAUGUUCAUUCUGAAGCACGAAGCAAAGGAGGCCAUCAUCACGUUGACUAUGUACAAAAAGGAAAUUAAUAAUGAAAUCAAACAAAUAACUUCUAAACCGCCAAUAACGGAUUCAACAUCCUAUCGCAAUAUCAACCUCCCUCAGCUAUUUCUAUCCACUUUCGAUGGAGAACCUCGACAAUGGAGAGAGUUUUGGAAUGGGUUUAAUGCGGCUGUACAUUCCCAGGAUAUCCCACAAAGCCAAAAAAUGAAUUAUUUAAUUUCCGGUACAGCACUACAAUGGUACAGCACUACAAUGAACUCAUCGACAAUAAUGAAAUUACUGUACAAUGAACUACAGUGA
Brugia pahangi is the source of this 609-nucleotide messenger RNA. The record is from the annotation of a GenBank genome assembly. NCBI's taxonomy places the organism in Eukaryota, Metazoa, Nematoda, Chromadorea, Rhabditida, Onchocercidae.